Messenger RNA from Branchiostoma floridae (Florida lancelet), 1140 nucleotides. RefSeq names its product glycine-rich cell wall structural protein 1.0-like. NCBI's taxonomy places the organism in Eukaryota, Metazoa, Chordata, Leptocardii, Amphioxiformes, Branchiostomatidae. The transcript has 6 exons. The coding region runs from base 1 to 1140 and encodes 379 amino acids. The record is from RefSeq and is a predicted model, not a curated record.
AUGAACAUUGCGGCAGCAGUUAAACCUAAGACAUAUGCUGUUACUACAGCCAAGUUUUUGGACCGUAAACCACGUGACGAAGCUGACCAACCACAAACAGCUCUUGACGCGCCUUCCAGGAUGAACCUGACUACCACACCUAACAGCGAUGCUGGUGCUGGUACAGGAAUAGAGCAUUCCAAAACGGCAUCCGGGCCUUCAUCAAAUGUUAACGACAGCCUGGCAGACUGGGGCUUCAGGAAUGCCAACUUCACUACCCUGAAUGCCACCGGCCGUGCAGGCCCGACCAGCCUUGGUGACCACUACCGCGGACAGGACCACGAGAAGCUGGUGACCUUACAGAACGGGAUCCAGCUCUUCACUGUGCCUGACACCGACAGCUACCAGAUUGAAGUUGCAGGUGCAGCAGGAGGCUGGGACGAAGCUAACAGCAACGAGAAUUACCGAGGUUAUGGUGCAAUGAUGAAGGGAACCUUCAAUCUUACUCAAGGAGAUGUGCUGAAGAUUCUCGUCGGCCAGGAAGGGGUGGGGACCAGUGGAAGCCUUUCAACAGGAGGCGGAGGUGGAACGUUUGUGACGAGGCUUAACAACACGCCCCUAAUCAUAGCUGGUGGGGGAGGGGGGAUGCAGUGGUUGAGUAGAGUCUAUGAGUCGUGCGACGGGACGACUCUUACGUCAGGGCAAAGGAGUUACAAGGGUACUAAAGGCCGGGCGGGCAACUCUGAUGACGAAGUCAAUGCGGGCGGUUCUGACGGGCACGGAGCGACAGAGGGGAAGGGUUAUCUAGGUGGGGGAGGAGGGGGACUCCUGACAAAUGGUGGAAGCGGUUAUUUGUUCAUGCCUGGGUCCGGUACCAUCGGCGGGGAGGGUGGAUACGCGUUUGUAAACGGUGGAAAGGGAGGGAGGGGGUUGCCUCGCGGAUAUACAGCAGAAGGAGGGUUCGGUGGGGGAGGGGCGGGCUCCACUCCAGGCAAAGGGUCAGGAGGAGGAGGGGGGUACUCCGGGGGAGGGAGGGGAAUGCCAAACAUGUGUGAGUGUGGAGGAGGGGGAGGAUCCUUUAAUGCAGGCACUAACACCAGUGGUAAGAACGGAACCAACGCUGGGCCUGGUUACGCAACGAUCGUAAGGCUGUUGGAUUGA